Molecule: messenger RNA, 183 nt
Organism: Bipolaris zeicola 26-R-13
Lineage: Eukaryota; Fungi; Ascomycota; Dothideomycetes; Pleosporales; Pleosporaceae
Exons: 1
Coding region: 1-183 (60 amino acids)
Source: RefSeq, a predicted model, not a curated record
AUGUCGAUUUCUGGAAGACGGUCGGCUAGCCGCUGGGCCAAUGGCGUCGCCGGAACACCGCCCGCCCCAGAUGGCGCUUGGAUACCCAAGGGCCAGCAGAGUGGUUUGCCGGGUGCGAGGGGGAAUGGCAUGUGGGUGUGUGUGGUGGGUGCGCGUGUGCGUGUGCGUAUACAGUAUAGCUAG